CAAAAAAAAAAAAAAAGACAGAUUUCAAGUGAUUUUUUGUUGCUCGUUCUCGACUACUCUUCCCGUUCGUUGGAUUCCAGUUGCAGAAAAUCGAGAUUGUGGUUUGUAAGUCUUGGUUUAUAUGGGAAGGCGAAAGGUUAAGAAAACCGCAAAAAAUGACCCAAUCCAAGUAAAAGAACCUCAAAUUGAGAAGGAAAAAGCUCAAUUCACAGACCCAGAUGUUGAGAGACAAAGUGCUGCCAUUAGGGCUAUUCGCGAUGUAGAGAUUGAGCGAUUGUUGACAGAGUUGCGUUUGCUUCGCUCAUAUUUCAACAAGGAGCAGCUGCAGACCCCCGCACUACAAUUUCUUGGGGAGAAUUUUCCCAACUUAUCAGUGGUUAGAAAUGGAGAAAAUGGACACGCUGACUUACAAUGGAAUACUAAAGAAGGCGAAGUAGAUAAGGAUGAUAGAAGAGAUGUCCAUGCUUCCCUUCUGCACCGAUUGUCCGUCGCUUAUUCUGAUUAUUCUGCUCCAAUCACAUCUUUGGGUGGUUUUGAUUUUUCUACUAAAGCAGUGAAAACAAGACUUCUAGUUGCUGAUGAUCUGCAGAUCAAAGACUACAUUUUGGAUGAACCCUCGGAGACCCAUAUGCUAGGAAUGCAAGAUGCUUUACAAACACCUGGGAUGAGUAGCCAAAGACUCUCUGUUGGAAUGACACCCAAAACGCUAAGGCUCCCGAAGCCUGGGGAGAUGCUUUUAUCCGUCCGUGGCUCACCCCUUGGUGUUUACAAGGAAGACAACAUGGAAGCUAUAAAUGAAUCCGACGAGGGUUAGCUGGAAUUCGCUCAAGUAGUCAAUCAUGACUUGGAGAGUUCUCUUGAAAAAUCAAGGCGUUUGAAUGUGUGUACAAUGUAUAAUAUUCCUUGCCAAGUUUCAAUGCACUGAUACUAUCAUAUCAAGGUCUAUGCAAAAGACAGUGUAAAACAUUUCAUCUUUUAUUUGC
This is a messenger RNA of Morus notabilis, 983 nucleotides long. RefSeq lists its product as uncharacterized. The transcript is spliced from 7 exons. The record is from RefSeq and is a predicted model, not a curated record. NCBI's taxonomy places the organism in Eukaryota, Viridiplantae, Streptophyta, Magnoliopsida, Rosales, Moraceae. The coding region runs from base 122 to 814 and encodes 230 amino acids.